GCGGCGGCGGCCACAGCGGCGGCGGCGGCGGCGAUGGGAGAGCGCUGGUGUGCGGCGGUGCUGCGGGUGCUGGUGCUGCAGGCGGCCUGGGCGCUGGCGGGCGGGCAGGUGCGCUACUCGGUGGCGGAGGAAGCCAAGGCCGGCACGGUGGUGGGCCGUCUGGCGCAGGACCUGGGCCUGGAGGCGGGCGAGGCGGAGGCGCGGCGGCUGCGGCUGGUGGCGCAGGGCCGGCGGGCGAGCGUGGAGGUGAGCGGGGCGAGCGGCGCGCUGCUGGUGAGCUCGCGGCUCGACCGGGAGGAGCUGUGCGGCAAGAGCGCGCCGUGCGCGCUGCGCCUGGAGGUGCUGCUGGAGCGGCCGCUGCGCGUCUUCCAUGUGGAGCUGGAGGUCACCGACAUCAACGACAAUGCCCCCAUCUUCCCCGCCGCCCGCAAAAACCUCAGCAUCGCGGAAUUGUCUGUGCCGGGGUCUCGUUUCCCUCUGGAGGGCGCGUCGGAUGCGGAUAUCGGAGCGAACGCGCAGCUCUCCUACACACUCAGCCCCAGCGAGCAUUUCGGCUUGGAAGUGAAAUCAAAUAAGCGAAAUCUUGUACCCGAACUCGUUUUAACGAAACCUCUGGACCGCGAGACGAUUCCCGUUCACCGGCUGGUGCUGACAGCGAGUGACGGGGGCCGGCCGUCUCUGAGUGGGACAAUGGAGCUGGUGAUCUCGGUGCUGGAUGCAAACGACAACGCGCCCCAGUUCAACCAGUCGGUGUAUAAAGUGCAGCUGCCGGAAAAUACGGCCUCGGGAACUGUAUUUUACCAUCUAACAGCGACAGACAAAGAUGAGGGAAGUAAUCAAGAGGUAUAUUAUUCUUUUAGCGACGCAAUUUCUGGCAAAAUACAGGACUUUCAAAUUGACGAAAAGUCCGGGGAAAUACGGACUAUUGGUGAACUGGAUUUCGAGGACGUUCAGUCUUAUGACCUGGAGAUCGAAGCGAGAGACAAGGGAACGCCCCCGCUGUCGGGUCACUGCAGCGUGGAACUGAAGGUGCUGGACGUGAACGACAACGCGCCGGAGGUGUGGGUGACGUCGCUGUCGGUGCCGGUGGCGGAGGACGCGUCGGUGGGGACGGUGGUGGCCCUGCUGAGCGUGUCGGACCGGGACUCGGGGGAGAACGGGCGCGUGCGGUGCUGGGUGUGGCCGGCGUCGCCGUUCGGUCUGGAGGCGACGUUCGCGGGCUCGUACUCGCUGGUGCUGCGCGAGGCGCUGGACCGGGAGCGGGUGUCGGAGUACGAGGUGGAGGUGCGUGCGGAGGACGGCGGGGCGCCGGCGCUGCGCGCCAGCCGCGGGCUGCGGGUGCCGGUGUCGGACGUGAACGACAACGCGCCCGCGUUCGCGCAGGCCGUGUACACGGUGCUGGCGCGGGAGAACAACGCGGCGGGCGCGGAGCUGGCGCGGCUGUGGGCGCGGGACCCGGACGAGGCGGGCAACGGGCGCGUCAGCUACUCGGUGUGGGAGGGCGGCGCGGGCGGCGGCGGCUGGCGGGCGGCGUCGAGCUACGUGUCGGUGGACGCGGAGAGCGGGCGUCUGUGGGCGCUGCGGCCCCUGGACUACGAGGAGCUGCAGGUGCUGCAGUUCGAGGUGCGCGCGGUGGACGCGGGGGAGCCGCCGCUGUGCGGCAACGCCACGGUGCAGCUCUUCGUGCUGGACGAGAACGACAACGCGCCGGCGCUGCUGCCGCCCGCGGGCUCGGCACCGGAGGCGGGCGGCGUGGCGGCAGCGGAGGCGGCGGCGGCGGCGGCGGCGGGCUCGGAGUCGGGCACGCUGUGGGCGUGGGCGGCGUGGGGGGCGCCGGCGGGGCAGGUGGUGGCGAAGAUCCGCGCCGUGGACGCCGACUCGGGCUACAACGCGUGGCUGCGCUACGAGCUGUGGGAGCCGCGGGGCAAGGGCCCGUUCCGCGUGGGGCUCUACAGCGGCGAGGUGAGCACGGCGCGGGCGCUGGACGAGGCGGACGGGCCUCGCCAGAGGCUGCUGAUCGUCGUGCGCGACCACGGCGAGCCGGCGCGCUCGGCCACGGCCACGCUCAGCGUGUCGCUGGUCGAGGCCGCCGAGGCGGCGGCGGCCGCGGCCGCGGGAUCCUCGUCGUCGUCGUCGUCGUCGUCGGUGUCGCGGUCGGCGCUGGGCGUGGAGCUCGGCCCCGGCGCGGCGAGCGCGGCGACCAACGUGUGGCUGGUGGUGGCCAUCUGCGCGGUGUCGAGCCUCUUCCUGCUGGCCGUGGUGCUGUACGGGGCGUCGCGCUGGGCGCCGCGGGCGGCCGUGCUCUCGGGGCCCGGGCCCACGACGCUCGUGUGCGCCAGCGAAGUGGGCAGCUGGUCGUACUCGCAGCGCCACAGCCGCAGCCUGUGCGUGGCGGACGGCGCGGCCAAGAGCGACCUCAUGGUUUUCAGCCCCAACUUCCCUCCGCCGCCGCCCGGCCCCGCGCCCAAGGACACGCAGCCGGAGCCCUCCGCUCUCCUCGACACGGUCAGUGGUCCUUCCUUCAUUCCCUUCUCUGCUCCUUUUCAUCCGCCCUCUUGAGAAGCUGCUCUUUGAAGCCGGGCUCAGUUCCCACGGCUUACGGACGUUGGGUACUUAGCGGGUCCUUAAGGAUGCCAAAGGCACAUUUGCAUCUGUCACCACGACCUUGCUGGAGCCCCCGGCUCUUUCUGAGAGGGUCCAGAAUAUAGAUAAGGCAGCGUCCCUGAGCAGUUCCUGUAGGUGCUCUAAAUGUGAGUUCUGCUCUAGAAUUAAAUUACUUUUCUGUGCCACA
This is a messenger RNA of Vidua chalybeata, 2791 nucleotides long. Its product is annotated as protocadherin alpha-2-like. Gene Ontology annotation, biological process: homophilic cell-cell adhesion. Gene Ontology annotation, cellular component: plasma membrane. Gene Ontology annotation, molecular function: calcium ion binding. NCBI's taxonomy places the organism in Eukaryota, Metazoa, Chordata, Aves, Passeriformes, Viduidae. The record is from RefSeq and is a predicted model, not a curated record.